AUGCCCGAAUCCACCUCCUUUCCAACCCACUCCACUGACCCUCUUAUCAUCGACACUUUCGAAAACAACGAAACCAACAACCUCGGCAACUGGCAUGGCACCGUUGAAUCCCUCCCUAUCACUCAAGGCCCUGGCUUUGUCCGCCUCCACCCCACAGACCCAGACCAAGCCUACCACACGCAGUUCACCCACGCAAAAUGCUUCAACAUCCUCCCCUACAAAUACCGCUACCUCCAUGUUACCUUCUCGGGCUCCCCGCACUUCGGCAUCUCCCUUACCCAAAACAACUACGCCUGCGAUCCAACUAGUCUCCCCUACCCGGAAACAUGGGAUACCAUCGAAGCCAUCCGAUACACAGCUGGCCCAAAUGACAUCUAUGUUCCUCUUUCGCACUUCGCCAUCGAUCUCACGCGCGUUGUCUCCGUCUCCUUCGGGGGCUUCUACACCGGUGAAACCACCACUCUAACAAAAGUGGAGGUGGUAUCCCGGGUGCCUGAGAUGCUGGACUUCAAAGUCCCUAGUAAGCUGCCCAGCGGUACAGUCAGUUUGCGAUGUACCAGACCAGGGUCGUUUGCGUUUGGGAUCGAUGACGGGGCACCCUGGUUGGCGCAGCAUGUGAUGGAUAUCCUGGAACGGGAGAAUAUCCUGGCCACGUUCUUUGUCGUGGGGACGGGAAUUAGGGAUCCGGAGACGAACUUUUCCGCAGUUUAUAAGGAGAUGCAUCGUAGGGGACAUCAGAUUGCGUUGCAUUCAGAUUCGCACCGGAAACUCGAGGCCUUAGAAUCCAUCCAUGAGAUAGAUGAGGAAAUCGUCAAUAAUGCCGAGGCGUUAGAAUCCCAUCUAGGAAUCGAAUCUCGCUAUUUUCGACCUCCGUACGGAACUACAGGCGCCCGAACACGCCAAAGGCUCGCUGCCCAUAUCAAAGAUCCACGGAUCAUCAAUUGGAGCGUCGAUAUUGAGGACUGGUUGUGGGCAGAUACGGAUACUCCCGAACGCCAGCGUGAUGCCUUCUUCCGCGACGUGAGACAAGGUGGUAAUUUAGCGGUUGUGCAUUUCGUCAGUCCCACAACAGUUGAGUACCUCCCGGAGAUCAUCCAAUUCGUUAAGAAGACGAAGGCAACCAUCAUGCGCAUUGACCAGUGCCUGGAGGAUCCGGAUAGCCCUCCACUUAAUCUGUCUUGA
Messenger RNA from Aspergillus tanneri, 1182 nucleotides. RefSeq names its product polysaccharide deacetylase family protein. The record is from RefSeq and is a predicted model, not a curated record. Gene Ontology annotation, molecular function: hydrolase activity, acting on carbon-nitrogen (but not peptide) bonds. The coding region runs from base 1 to 1182 and encodes 393 amino acids. Gene Ontology annotation, biological process: carbohydrate metabolic process. NCBI's taxonomy places the organism in Eukaryota, Fungi, Ascomycota, Eurotiomycetes, Eurotiales, Aspergillaceae. The transcript has 3 exons.